AUGGAACCAAGCUACAACAACAGCUACAGCCACUACUACGGCGGCUGGGACGACGACGACGACGUCGUCCCCUUCGCCUGUGCUCCUCCUAGCCUCCCUGCGGCUUCUAGUGGUAAUACCUACUCCAAAUCCUCUACGGCCGCUGCCGCCGUUUGCGAGCCCACCUCCUCGCAUUCCCCUCUCGCGCCUUGCGCCGCCGGUGGGCAGCUGCUGCUUCGGUUCGGUGGCGACGAGGUCGACGAUUCCUUCAGCGUUCAGGACGAUGGGAACGGGAUGUGCAUAGAGCCGUUUAGCGCCCUCGGGGGGAUGGGGGCCGCCUCCAUCUCCACGGCCACCGGCAGCAGCAGCUGGUCGGCGCAGGCGAAGCACCACGAGGUCAGGUCGACCACGACCACCAGAGCUGCUGCAAACGGGCCUAGCGCCGGCAGCAGCGAGGAGGAGGUCCCGCAGCUCAUCGGCGUGCGGAAGCGGCCGUGGGGCAAGUUUGCAGCUGAGAUAAGGGACUCCACGCGCAAUGGCGCCCGCGUCUGGCUCGGCACCUUCGACACCCCCGAGGCCGCCGCCCUCGCCUACGACCACGCCGCCUUCGCCAUGCGCGGCCACGCCGCCGUGCUGAACCUCCCCGUGCAGCGGGUGCGGGAGUCGCUGCGCCAGCUGGGGAUCAGCGCCGCCGCUGGAGACUCCCCGGUGCUGGAGCUUAAGCGGCGCCACUGCAUGCGCAAGCGCUCGCUUAAGAACAAGAAAGCGGCCGGCAUGGAUCAGCUGCCGGCGGCGACAACGAGCCGCGGCAAUAACAAUCAAAGCCAGCCGCCGCAGGAACAACGCUGCGUGCUGGAGCUAGAGGACCUGGGAGCUGACUACCUGGAGGGGCUGCUCGCCUUAUCCGAUUGUUCAUCGCAACCUGCUUCAUUUACCUAG
This is a messenger RNA of Panicum virgatum (switchgrass), 918 nucleotides long. RefSeq names its product ethylene-response factor C3-like. The transcript has a single exon. Gene Ontology annotation, biological process: regulation of DNA-templated transcription; ethylene-activated signaling pathway. NCBI's taxonomy places the organism in Eukaryota, Viridiplantae, Streptophyta, Magnoliopsida, Poales, Poaceae. The record is from RefSeq and is a predicted model, not a curated record. The coding region runs from base 1 to 918 and encodes 305 amino acids. Gene Ontology annotation, molecular function: DNA binding; DNA-binding transcription factor activity.